AUGGCCAAGAGAGGACAGGGACUCCGGAGACCUGUCUUCUAUGCCGAUCCAAAGCAGUUCGAGAAGACGCAGGAGCUUGUGAACAACUUCUUGCCGUGCCUACGGAGCUGGCUGGAAGCCAUCGUCAAGGCUGCCAACUUUAUGGAUGAAGAUGCCAUGGGUGUGGACUUGCAGGAUCUGCUUCGCGUGCAGAAUCACGUGAUUCUGACGCGCCGAUCCUUGCAGCAAGUUGGGGUCAUGCUCUGCAAAUUCCAGGAGGCAGGCACCGAAGUGAGGAACUUGACCUCGCUGGGCAUCGUUUUCAACUUCGAAGAGCUUCAGGUGCACGAUGAUGAGAAGAGACCUUUGGACAAUUUUCAGGAUGUGUUCCAGCAGUUCAUCGGUCUUCAUCCAGGCAUCGAAUUGGCACAACAGGAAGAUGAAGAGGAUCCCCAGAUGUCGUCCUGGAUGCAUCUUCUGGAGGGUCUCAAUGAGGAUGUGCCUUGUGAGCUGAGACGGCAGCGACUGCUGAGGUUGCAGUCUGCCCUCAAACGCCGGGGAACUUCUCUAGGGGACCCGUCUCCAGAGGUUUUAGAGCUGGCAACCACCUUGCUGUUACCGCAGUUGUUGCACAGCAAGGCUCUGACCUUCAGCCCCGGCUAUGAUUCAGCGCGUAGUGUGCGCAGUGCCAGAGAGGCCAGUUAUGUGGCGAUCCUGCCCAAUGUGGCACUGGGUGAGAUCGAGGGCCCCGAGUUGAGGUACUCCUUUGUGACAUCCUCGCAGACCUUUGUGACGUGCAUGGUCAACAUGUCGUUUCGCGCGUAUUUGGAAGAUCCAACGAAUUGGUAUUCCUGCCUUCUGGCCUUGGCGCUCCUCACUAGGAUCUCGUCUGAGCUGAGUGGUCGACUCCUUCAUACUGAUGCAGCACUUUGUGUCUUCGAUGUGUUGAAGGAGGUCCAAAUGCAGUUGACGCGACAACGCGAGGAAGUGCUGGCGGCUACUGGUCGGAUGACUCGUCUUCAUUUGCCACAAGUCCCGCAGCCAGUCGCGACUCCAUCGACGGCAUCACGAAACCUGGGCAUGGACUGGACUCCACCCUCCUGGUCUCCAGUGGAGGAGCCCAAAGUUGAUGAGUCUCUUGGAGAGGAUCACCCACUCUCCGUCCCAUCAGAGAUGCCACACUGCUCGAGUGCUUCGGAUGAACGUGAGCCACCUGAGACUGGAUCAGGUGCAAGUCCAGCCUCUAGUGUACCUCCAUCCUUGUCCAUUGAUGUCAUGGACCUGGCGGCUCCCCUGCGGUGGCCGAUGCAAGCCAUAAAAGGAUCUCUGGGGCUGGGUCGGCCCUCGGUACCCCCGUUGAACCUCGAUGCCGCCAAGUUGGUGGCGGGAGAUCCUCGCGAUGCUCCCAGCACCACACAGAGAUUGAAGACACUCUCGAGUUCCAGAUUGUCACGGAGGCUAAAGAUGGAGGCUCAGCGAACGCCAGCUCCAAACCAUUGUUUUUUCUCCUGUACAACUGCGAGCAACAAUUUCGGUGAUGUUUUUAUGGAGAGUGGCCGCUUCACGGUGACCCCCUUUGUGGGACUGCAGAACCCUUUGUUGGCGAGGAAACCAAAUUUCGGAGGCCCGAAGGUUCAAGCAGGCGAUGACCUUGCGAAGAUGCUCGGGGAAGCUGCACUGCUGGCGGAUUUGGGGCCGCUGCUGCGGAUGAAGCAGGAGAAGGCUGUGCAAGAAGCAGUGGAAAAACGAAGUGUGAGCAGCAACGGCACCAGCGGCUCGGAGGCGCAGCAAACCACCGCCUCCUUGGCCAAUCGCAUCGCUUCACAGGAGAGCUUGCUGUCUGCAUUUUCAGGGACCCCUCGAGAUGCACAGGUGACAGCGCGCCGACCCGCACCCUACCGGCGGAUUCGUUUGCACGCCUGUUUGGUGCUGGAGGGCCUUUGCCAAUGCAUACCUUCUGGCAGUGCUGCCUUCUUUGAGGUGCCGGUGAGCGAAAUCUUUGAGAUGCUGCAGUCCUCCUGCUCCAGGGCUGGGGCCUGUUCUUUCAGCUUGGAUGAUCAACCUGUCCAGCUGCCAAUUCAGGCUCCCAGCGUGGUUGACCUUCUACCAGUGGCGCGGCUCGAGAGGUUGCAGCGGCUGGCGGGAAGGCUUUGCGUCAGUUCACGCUGUGUGUGCGGUGCUGACAACGGCCGCGACAAUGAUGCCUGCAGUCCUUGCACCUGCUUGGACGAUCCGACUGCCUCGUGUUUGUGGCAAUUGCUAGCUGAGCAUGGCAGACAGGUUGAUAUCAAGGUGGCUAAAGCUGCGCCCACGCCUCCAAGCUGUCGGAUGGAAGAAGUCCAGGAAGUCAACUUUGAUGAUCCUGCCGAGCGUCAUUUCCCACCGCACGGUUUCGGCAAGUGGCAGUGGCACCAGAGGCUUGGUAUGGACAGCUUCCUCAAGAUGCUGGCCACAUCUUUGACCCAGACUCUCUCACAACUGAAGGGUGCUCAACGAGCCGGCACCGCUGGGCCAGAUGUGAUCAUGUCUCUCCAGCACCGGUUGAGUGCCACGUUGCGCCUGACGGCGCGGUACCUGCGGACGUCGACGCCGUCGCCACGGCUGGUCCUGGCGCAUCGGGUGUUGUCGACGCCGCUGGCGGCGCUGAAGACCUACCUGGCCAGCGGCAUGGCGGAGCUGGACCGUGGCGAACGUGGCGGAACCAAUGCAGGUGCCACAAGGGCCGUUGUUUGUUUUGCGGAAGCGCUGGUGGGGAUCAUGCUGCUGGGUGUGAGAUCUUCCGGUGGAGUGCAAGGGCAGCUGGGUCAUUUGCUGCUGGUGCUGCUAUUGGACUUCCCGGUGCCCUUGCACCGCAAGGGUCCACCACUGUCCAGUCGUCCGGCCAACUCCCUGCAGUUCAAGGGAUUGCCAAGUACACCGAUGUCCACUGAGCCGGACGCCAACGCCUCAGUGCCGACCAAACUGCCCUUCACCAAGGAUGCCUCCCAUGGCUUCUCUAAAGGCAAGGGUCGUUGCAGGUUGUGUGCCAUUCACAAGCUUCUGGUGGCUGAAGAGAUAAUCUAUGGACUUUAUGCUGUCGGUAGCCUCACCGAAGAGUAUGAACUUCUGCCCGGUGACUCCCUGGUGGCUGCUGGAAUGGUGGGCUAUGCUGGCCCCUUCGCUGGCGAGUACCGCCAAAGUUUCGAGAAGCUUUGGCUGUCGACGGAGGACAACGAGGGCAUCACGCACAAGCAGGGUGUCAUCAUCCAGCAGUGGGCUGUGUGUGGCUUGCCCAAUGACAACCUGUCGGUGGAGAACGGGAUCAUCAUCGCCACCGCCAGGCGAUGGCCAUUGAUGAUUGACCCACAAAGACAGGCAAACAAAUACAUCAAGCUCUAUGGCAAAAUGGCAAGCGAACAAGGAAUGGGUGCCGUCCUCACUGGAUCUUCAUUGGAUCUCCCGGGACUGAGGCUUGGUAUCCAGUUUGGCAAAUGGAUUCUGUUGGAAAACAUCGGUGAAGCGCUGGAUCCUGCACUGGAACCUGUGCUUCAGCAACAGAAAAUCCGUGACGGGACCUCGUUUGUCAUCAAGCUGGGUGACAAGAACGUGCCCUGA
This is a messenger RNA of Cladocopium goreaui, 3573 nucleotides long. The record is from the annotation of a GenBank genome assembly. NCBI's taxonomy places the organism in Eukaryota, Dinophyceae, Suessiales, Symbiodiniaceae.